GAAUCAAAUUAGUGAAAUUAUUAUUGUGUUUUUAGAGUUUACCAAAUUCCACAUUCCUCGAAACCUCCCUUUCCUAAUCUUCUUCUUCUUCUUCUUCUUCUUCCCUAAUCUCUCAUUCUAUUCAUUCAUUCCGCCAUUGAAAUUUCUUCAAUCUUCACUCUCUCUCUCUCUCUCUCUCUCUCAAGAUCACAACAAAUCAAAACCAAAUUCAAAAUCAGAUCAGGCCAUGCAAUCUUCCUCGGUCUUAAUUCUCGCAUCCGUCGCUAGUUUCUCCGUCGCAACCCUUUUCCUCUUUUGCAUCUUCUUCAUCUGCAAACACUUCAAAUCCCAUCAUCCAACCACUCGUCAACGCCAAGUCCGCCACCGCAAUAUAGAUCUCUCCUCCGUCACCGUCGAUGAGAGCGCCUCCUUCGAUUCUUCCCUCCGAAUCUCCAUGGCUGAACUCCGUUCCGCUACCAAGAAUUUCAGCAACGAUUUAGUCGUUGGCGAUGGCUCCUUCGGCCUCGUUUACAAAGCUCGUCUCUCCUCCGGCGCUACCGUCGCCAUCAAGAAACUCAAUCCUGAUGCCUUCCAAGGAUUCAGAGAAUUCCGAGCCGAGAUGGAAACUCUAGGUAAACUCCGCCAUCGGAAUAUUGUUAAAAUCUUGGGAUACUGUGUUUCCGGCUCCGAUAGGGUCUUGAUCUACGAAUUCAUCGAGAGAGGAAGUCUAGAUAAUUGCUUGUACGAAACCUCAUCCGACGAUCAGGAUUCCGAUGGCUAUUUGGCCUCACGGCAGCCAUUGCCAUGGGAUACCAGAUUGAAGAUCAUGAGAGGGGUUGCUAAUGGGCUUUCGUAUUUACAUGGCCUUCCUCAGCCCAUUAUUCAUAGAGAUAUUAAGGCCGGUAAUGUCUUAUUGGACUCUGAAUUCGAGGCCCAUAUUGCUGAUUUUGGCCUCGCCCGUAUGAUUGAAACUUCUAACUCCCACGUUUCCACUCAAUUCGCCGGAACCAUGGGGUAUAUGCCGCCGGAGUAUAGGGCUGGAGUGACGGUCGCCACUGUGAAGGCUGACGUGUACAGUUUUGGGAUUUUGAUGUUUGAAGUUGCUAUGGGCCAAAGACCCAAUUUGCCCAUGUUGUUGGACGAAAGAGAAGUGGGCUUAAUAGAAUGGGCUAGGAUUUUAGUGGCCCAAAAUAGGCAUAUGGAAAUGGUUGAUGCGACUAUUUCCAACGACGAAUUAGUGGAGUCUAAUGUGAAGGAGUAUUUUAGGAUUGCUUGUUUGUGCACGAGUGAGAAGUCUAAAGAAAGGCCUCCUAUGUCUAAUGUGGUCGAGUUGUUGGAUCGGAUUUGUGACAUGAAGUUGCGCGACAAUGACGAGUAUCAAGAUAAGCUGGAUGAGUAGUUUUGGCAACAACUGCGAUAUUGGCAUUGGCAUUUCGUGUUGAUGAGAUGCACCACCAACAUUUCAACUGUAGGGAAUGUAAAUAGUGUGCUGAGCCAAUUAUUGAAAUAGGUCCAAGUGUAGAGUGAUGUUAUUAAGUUCGUUGUUAUUUCUUUUCUUUUCUUUUUAUAAAUAUUGGUGAAAUUUGAAUUUUUCAAUCACAAUCUUAAUCUAACUUAAAUACGUUGCUUAAUUUCUAUGGGACGAUUAUAAUAUUAAAUUUACUUUUA
This is a messenger RNA of Cucumis sativus (cucumber), 1647 nucleotides long. Its product is annotated as putative serine/threonine-protein kinase. The record is from RefSeq and is a predicted model, not a curated record. Gene Ontology annotation, molecular function: protein kinase activity; ATP binding. The transcript has a single exon. Bases 227 to 1378 code for a protein of 383 amino acids. Lineage: Eukaryota; Viridiplantae; Streptophyta; Magnoliopsida; Cucurbitales; Cucurbitaceae. Gene Ontology annotation, biological process: protein phosphorylation.